Molecule: messenger RNA, 1837 nt
Organism: Lycium ferocissimum
Lineage: Eukaryota; Viridiplantae; Streptophyta; Magnoliopsida; Solanales; Solanaceae
Product: aspartic proteinase PCS1-like
Exons: 2
Coding region: 300-1604 (434 amino acids)
Biological process (GO): proteolysis
Molecular function (GO): aspartic-type endopeptidase activity
Source: RefSeq, a predicted model, not a curated record
UAGUAUUAUUGUACGAAGGGGACAGACUCAACAACUACACUAACAACAAAACAAUUCAGAGAUGAGUGCUGAGUGGUCUUUUCGUUUAUAAUUUCGACUUGACAGUUCUCUAUAAAAUAGCCUGUCUACAUUACAAAGGUAGAAAUAAGGUAGAAAUUUAGGGGAUUACACUGAACUUUCUCAGUAUAAAAGAAAGAGCCUCAAACAUUCAAAACCACUUAAACAUCCCUCCAAUUUCUUUCCAUAUAUGCUCCAUGAACAGAAGCUCAUAACAAGACCUCUGUUUUAUCCAUAUUGCUAUGGACUCCUCUAAAAAUCUUCUCCUUUUUAUUCUCCUUAUAUUCUCUACCUUUUUCAUGCAAUUAAUUCCUUGUUUAUCUACUAAGCAAUCAGUGAUUCUACCCCUAAGAGCCAAGAAAAUAUCAUCUAUGUCCCUCCCAAAACCUCCUAAUAGAGUUGCUUUCCACCAUAAUGUUUCCCUUACUGUCUCUCUAUCUGUUGGCUCGCCUCCACAGCAAGUUACUAUGGUCCUCGAUACCGGGAGUGAACUCUCUUGGCUUCAUUGCAAGAAGACUCCAACCACACCUUCCACAUUCAACCCACUAGUUUCUUCUUCCUACUCUGCUGUCCCUUGUUCUUCCACUACAUGCAGAACAAAAACCCGGGAUUUCUCUGUACCCGUUUCUUGUGACCCGAAAAAACUCUGCCAUGCUACUCUGUCAUAUGCCGAUGCUUCUUCCGUUGAAGGUAAUCUCGCUGCGGAGACUUUCCGUAUCGACAAUUUGAAUUUACCCGGGAUGGUGUUUGGGUGCAUGGACUCGGGUUCAAGUUCAAACCCGGAUGAAGACUCCAAGACAACCGGGUUAAUAGGAAUGAACCGUGGAGCGUUAUCUUUCGUUUCACAAACGGGUUACCCGAAAUUCUCAUAUUGCAUUUCGGGUCGUGACUCUAACGGCGUUCUGUUAUUCGGAGAAGCAAAUUUGUCAUGGCUCAGACCCCGAAAAUACACUCCGUUAGUUCAAAUGUCAACUCCGUUACCCUAUUUUGACCGCGUAAAACAUACGGUCCAAUUGGAAGGAAUUAAAGUUGCGGGUACGGUUUUACCCUUGCCCAAAUCCGUAUACGUACCGGAUCAUACUGGAGCGGGUCAAACCAUGGUUGACUCGGGUACCCAAUUUACGUUCCUACUUGGCCCGGUUUACACCGCAUUAAAAAAUGAGUUCAUGAGGCAGACCAAAGGUGUGUUGAGGAUCUUGAAUGACCCAAAUUUCGUAUUCCAAGGGGCAAUGGACUUGUGUUAUCUAGUGGAGUCGACUCGUACGACACUACCAACGUUACCUGCGGUAACUUUAAUGUUUCCAGGUGUUGAAAUGAGUGUCACUGGUGAAAAAUUACUUUACAAAUUAGCAGGGGUGACACGAGGGAAGGAUCAAGUGUAUUGUUUUACAAUUGGAAAUUCAGACUUAUUAGGGAUAGAGGCAUACGUCAUUGGACAUCAUCACCAACAAAAUUUCUGGAUGGAAUUUGAUCUGGCUAACUCUAGAGUUGGAUUAGCUGAAGUUAGUUGUGAAUUAGCAAGUCAAAAAUUAGGACUAGGCUUAUAGAAUCUUUUAUUUAAGUUGGCAAUUUGUGUUUUUGUAAAUAAGCAAGCAUGUAGGCACUGUGUGGACAUGGGAAGUACUGUUUUUUUGUUUGAUGGAAGAAAGGACAGCCAAAGGUGUGAAAAUUGGAAAGUGUGACAAAAGAUUUUUUCUGUUCUCAAUUUGUGGGCACCAUUACGUUUACAGUACUAUUUUACUAACUUUAGUUUGGCUUCUCAUGAAGCAGCUGGCCUGGA